GGUAGUUCAGUGGGUCUGGACUGGGGUAUCGAAGACCACAUUACAGCCCAUUAACACUGAUGUAUUAAUCUACAUAUUUAAAUUGAAUCUCAAGCAGUGACAUACCGUCGUGAAUGGAUUAUCUCGUCUCGCGAAAAGUUUGUUAUUCUCCCGUGCGGUCGCAUCCGAAGAAAUUUGACCCUCAGCUGCAGGAGGAGCAGCGCUGUCGAGCCGAGCGUUUCUCUACCGUCAUCCGAUCUGACACCAUAUCAAAUGGUUGCAGCCAUCCGCAGAAUACGGACAUAUUUCGACAGGACGCCCAGUUUUUUAUCACAUAAUGGCAGUGUUUGGCUCACAGGUGCUUCUGGCAGUGACAAGAUCAAGGGGAUCCCACUUGCUUUCUAAAAGACACAGUUGUGCUUCCCUCCCCUUGUCACCAUGCAUACGCUACCACUCUGAGUUCAACGGACAGACUACUCUCACAGCCAGGUGUCCCAGACAGCUCUACCCCUGCUACACUUCCAGCUACAUCCACCCUGGUUGCGUAGCUGCUCGGCCACUCCACAGCUCUUGUGCAUGGUUGCAAGAGGUAAAGGACACUAUUGCAGGAUCUGAGCCUACCAAGGGUGACUCUGACUCAGCUGCCUCUGGCACUCAACCACCGCCAGCAGUGCCAAAGAAGUCCCUGGGCCAGAAAGUCCUGGAUGAACUCAAGCAUUACUACCAUGGGUUCCGUCUUAUGGGAAUCGAUACACAAAUCGCUGGCAGGACGGUAUGGAUGUUAUUGCAUGGACAGCAGCUUACCAGGAGAGAGAGACGGAGGCUGAUGAGAACAUGUGCUGUCUUGUUUCGACUGGUGCCCUUCAUGAUCUUUGUCAUCGUUCCCUUCAUGGAGUUUCUGCUCCCUGUUUUCCUCAAGCUCUUCCCUGAAAUGUUGCCUUCCACCUUUGAAACAGAGUUUAAGAAGGAGGAAAAACAGAAGAAGGGGCUUGCUGCUAAACUGGAGCUGGCCAAGUUCUUGCAGGAGACCAUCGCUGAGAUGGCCAGGAGGAAUAAAGCAGCAGUUGGAAAUGAAACUCAGAAGUUCUCCACUUAUGUGCAACAUGUUAGACACACCGGUGAACAGCCCAGCACUAAAGACAUUGUAAAGUUCUCCAAGCUCUUUGAGGAUGAGCUGACGCUUGAACACCUGGAGCGGCCACAGCUUGUGGCAUUGUGCAAACUGCUGGAGCUGCAGCCCAUCGGCACCAACAACCUGCUGCGUUUUCAACUAAUGAUGCAACUGCGCACAAUCAAAGCUGACGAUGAGAUGAUCGCCUCAGAGGGUGUGGUUGCAAUGACUGUAGCAGAGCUUCAGGCUGCUUGCAGGAGUCGCGGCAUGAGAUCUCUGGGUCUGACCACAGAUCAGCUCCGACAGCAGCUUCAGCAGUGGGUGGAUCUACACCUUAAAGAGAAUGUACCACCUUCACUCUUGCUGCUCUCUCGUGCAAUGUACCUGACAGACCUCACUCCCAAACCCCCAGUCAUCCCGCCUGUGCCCAAACUGGAGAAAGCCACUCCUCCUGUGGAGAGUGAAGCUUCAGCCAAAGAGAACCCACUGUCGUGCUCACUGGAGGUGCUGGUGGACUCUGCUCCCAUCAUCAAAGACAGAAAAUCAGAAGAGUUGUUGGAAAAACCAAGAGUUUUGGACAUGCCAUCACCAGAAGCUCAGUUAAUACAUGCUAAAGAGGCAGAGUUGUCACAGAAAUCCAAGAUAAGUGCCAAUGGGAUCUGAGAUGGACCACUGUUAACACAGAUACCUUGUUUUGUCUGAAAAGAAGAGUACAGUUCGGUCUCUUCCACCACUGCUAAUUCUUUCUGAUGAAACAUCAAACCUCUGGAUUUUUAAAGGCCUCGCCGGCCCUUCUGUUUCAUAUUCAGCCAUACAAACACCUCUCAUAUGGACCUGACGGACUUGUAACUGUUUAACUACAAAGCCGACAUCACCACCUCCAUUGACAUCAGGUUAUCCAUCACUUAUUUGGUCCUAAAAGACAAAGGGGAAAAUGGUUUGUCAUGCAAGGCUUCAUAUUUGUAAAGACAUCUCAAACAUCACUCCUGCUUGAUGUGUUUACAGCUUUCUGAUCCCCUAAAGAUUUGCCUCGUUACAUCAAUUUGACUGAUUUAGUAAAUUAGCAAUGAAAAGAUCAAUUGUCCAACUAAGAAUUGCUUAAGGAACUUGCCAAACUCUUUUUGCAGAACUGCACUGUGUAAAUUUGUAAAUAAAUUGUAAAAUACCUGCAUAUUAUAUAAGUGGUUCUGCAUUGUACAGUCGGCUGUGCCAUAUGUGUAGGCUAAAGUGCAAAAGAAGAAUUAAGACAUAUUAUUUUAAUAAGAUAGCAUUCUUGAUUUAGUUUGGCAUAUGAAAUUUAAAUUGCCAAUUAUGUGGGCAUUUUUUUUAUUUGAAAUGUACAGAUUUCCCUUUGGUUAGGGAAUAUUAUGCACACUCCCUCAGGGGAUGCGAUUAGCGGUGUUACAAUUGCACCAGGCCUGCCUGUGGCAGUCUCUGCAAUUUAGCACAAAUUAAAAAAAAAAUACAAUAGUUUCAUCAAAGUGUUUAUUUUAUGUGUUCAAGGUAUGCUGUGCACCCCCAUUUUAAUUAUUACAAACCAUUGGAGUUGUAAAUUUGACAUUUUAUUGUGAUUAAAUAUACAGUGGCAAAAUUCCCCUGAAUUCAAAUGAUUAUUUUUGAUUAAUGUACUGUUUGGAUUGUUAUUGGAUUUCUCAUUGCACUGGAUAAACCAUCGGGAGGGGAAUUCAUAAAAUGGCAAAAUUGUAAAGUUUUUAUUUAAAACAAAUUAAUGCACUUAAUGCUUUGCCUUCCUUUGACUCAACAGUAAAAAAUAUAUAAUUUUUUUUCACAUAUUCUCUAAGUCCUCGUGGUGGCGUAGUGACUCCCCACAAUCCGGGUGGCUGAGGACAAAUCUCAGUUGUGUCUGAGACCGUUAAUCCACGCAUCUUAUCAUGUGGCUGGUAGAGCACGUUACCGCGGAGACAUAGCCCAUGCGGAGGCUUCUCUCUACUCUCCGCGGUAUCCAUGCACAACUCGCCAUGCUCCCCACGAGAGCCACACAUUAUAGUGACAAGGAGGAGGUUACCCCAUGUGACUCUACCCUCCUUAGCAAAUGGGCCAAUUUGGUUUUUAGGAGACCUGGCUGGAGUCACUUAGCACACCUUGGAUUCAAACUCGUGACUCCAGGGGUGGUAGUCAACAUCUUGAGCUACCCAGGCCCCCGACUGAACUGUAAAUUUUAACCAAAUUUAUUACCUCUUCAAACUACCCUGUCCAACAAUCAUGGUGCACUAAUGUCAAGGCAAUCAAAUAUGUAAAAUCGAAUUUGAAACUGCCUUUUAUCAGGGUAAAAAAGGGUACUGUCUUUUUCUGUGGUACAGUCAUGAAAUAAAGGUGCUCAUUGCUUUAACUAAUACCUCUCCUAAAUGUUAGUGUUACAAUUCCCCAUUUUUAUGUAGCUCAUUAUAAACGAAUGCCACGGUUUUGGUUUCCAAAAUUUGACAGAAUUUAAGAUGUCAAAUUUAUAGUUUUUUAUUAAUUGGUUAUUUUGUUUUAAAAAGAUUAAAAUAUCUAAAAUAUUGAUGUGUUCUGAAUUUGCUGCAAACUCAUACAAUAUUUAAACUGACCUUUGUAUUUUUACAAAUUAACCAUUUUAACCAGCUGAUUACCAGGAAUGCCAUCAAAGUGCUCCAUUCCUCAGAUUAGUUGUGUUCAGUUGCAGGGCUUAAAGGGGUCAUAUACUGGUAGAGUACAUCCAGAACAUGAGAUUGAUCAUAAGACUUCUUAACCUCUUUAGAGUCUUCCUUGGAACAACCUCACUAGUUUUGAGCUUUGAUCAUUCUGUACAUUGUGAACUCUUUUGGGUGGUCGCAAGUAUAGCCAUUUAUUAUGUACGAAGUCUAAACAAAAAUGUACUGACCAUACCAGUACUGAAGUACAAAUAAAUAAAUGGCAUAUAACU
Molecule: messenger RNA, 3992 nt
Organism: Xyrauchen texanus (razorback sucker)
Lineage: Eukaryota; Metazoa; Chordata; Actinopteri; Cypriniformes; Catostomidae
Product: LETM1 domain-containing protein LETM2, mitochondrial-like
Exons: 11
Coding region: 317-1753 (478 amino acids)
Biological process (GO): intracellular monoatomic cation homeostasis
Cellular component (GO): mitochondrial inner membrane
Molecular function (GO): ribosome binding
Source: RefSeq, a predicted model, not a curated record